UUAAUCGACCCAGCGCCACCCGAAAGCCAUGAGUUUUCCAGAACGUCUGGACCGCAUUGGUGGCAUGGGACGCUUUCAAGUCAUGCAUGUGGCAUUCCUGGCCAUCCCACUCUUAAUGCUGGCCAGCCAUAACCUCCUGCAGAGCUUCACUGCUGGGAUCCCAGAGCAUCACUGUCAAGUGAGCAUCAUGGCCAACUACACCCAUCAGGCCAAUCUCACAGCCAGCCUACCUGCUGAAGAUCUGCUCUGGGUCUCCAUUCCCAUGGACAGGAGCCAGAAGCCGGAGAAGUGCCAGCGGUUUGUCACCACCCAGUGGCAGCUCCUAAACCCAAAUGCCACAAGCACCAACACCAUAGAGCUGGAUAUUGAGCUGUGUGUAGAUGGGCGGACCUAUGAUAAGAGCCUGUUCACUGACACCAUUAUAACUGAGGUGAGAGAAACCUGACUCCGUAUAGUCCAGGCAAUGCUGUCAUAGGGAGGCAGUGUGGAUCAGUGCCUAGGGUACUGGGCUGAGAGAGGAGGAGACCCAGGUUUUAUUCCCAGCUCUGCUACUGAUCUGCUGUGGGCAAAUCACUUCCUCUCUGUUUCCUCUCCCGUCCUUUGUCUAUUUAGAAUGUAAGCUCUUUGGGACUGUCUCUAACUAUGUGUGUAUGGCACACUGGGGCCCUGAUCUCGGUCGGGGUCUGUGCAACGCCUGACAUGAUGGGGCCAUGAUCUCAGUCAGGGUCUGUGCAGCGCCUGGCACACUGGGGCCCUGAUCUCAGUUGGAGUCUGGGCUGCACCUGGCACAAUGGGGCUCCAGAUCUCCUUUAAGAUCUAUAUGUGCUAUGCUAAUACAACACAGUAGCUUGUAGACUGUUACGUUGCACUAGGCUCCAUAUACACACACAGUGAGAGACAGUCCCUCCACCAAAUCUCUUACUGUUGUGAUCUGGCAGACUGUUUUUCCCCCUUGGCACAGGUAUAACUGACCACACAAAGUAGUAGGGUUGCCACCUCUUGUGACGUUGCACUCUAUAUGAUUUUGUGAAAAUAUGCUAAUGUAACUGGAAUAUGCUUCAUGCAA
Molecule: messenger RNA, 1066 nt
Organism: Trachemys scripta elegans
Lineage: Eukaryota; Metazoa; Chordata; Testudines; Emydidae
Product: solute carrier family 22 member 9-like
Exons: 1
Coding region: 29-445 (138 amino acids)
Source: RefSeq, a predicted model, not a curated record